CAUGUUGGAUUCUUUUAGGUUAUCUGCUCAAGAGUUUCAAACGAGAGACAAUCAAAGUCGACUGGCUUUGUGCCCUCUUUUUUCGAAGAUAGGUGAUUAUGUCUCCAGAGUUUUACAGGAUGGUUAUUUUACAGGUGUCAACUUUGGAGUUGGUACCCAAACCAAGCAAGGCAUCAUUUAUCAACUUCAAGGGAAAACAUAUUCAGGAACGGAACCCUUUUUUGCGGGUCAAUGGAAUCAAGAGAUUCCUUUUCAACAAGAAACAAGUUGGAUUGAUAGAGGUAGCUUUGGAGUACGCUUGCUCUCAAAGGGUCCUGUUUGUUGUGAAAGUGUUCUAGAUAUGUCAAAGAGGUUUGGUUUGAUGGCCACUUUGAGUGCUUUUGAGAGUGACCACGAACGUUUCAAAGCUCAGUUCGAUUGGCAAAGGAAACACGUUGCGCUUUCAACCAAUUUUAUUUUUGGAGUUGCGCCAAAAAUGGAGACUUCCCUUGUUGUUGGGUUUUCGAACUUACUCUUAGCUACUCAACUAGCGUUGGAACCAACUUUUAAGUUUCCCUCUUGGGUUGUUGCGUGUAAUUAUCAAGACGGAGACUCAGGUCAAAUUACUUUGUUUAUUCACGAUAGAGGACCCUCGGUUACGUGUUCUUAUCUCCAUAACGUUUCUGGUCGGCUAUCUGUUGCAGCGCGUUUUGUGUAUAGUUCCAAUAUUGAACAACGUUCCUUAGUUUUUGGAACCCAGUAUUAUCUCGAUAAUGAUACUCUUUUGAAAGCAAAAGUAGAUUCGAGUGGCACAAUUGCUUUAUCUUGUAUUCAACAGCUGACAAGAAGUGCACCGUGGAAGGUACAAAUAGGAAUCUCCUCAUUCAUCGAUGUUGCUUCUGUUGAGAAAAAGUCUCCUGCUAUGGGCGUUUCUUUACAAGUGGAGUCCUAAGAAUAUAAUUAUUUGGCAACAA
Molecule: messenger RNA, 953 nt
Organism: Galdieria sulphuraria
Lineage: Eukaryota; Rhodophyta; Bangiophyceae; Galdieriales; Galdieriaceae
Product: voltage-dependent anion channel, MPP family
Exons: 3
Coding region: 2-931 (309 amino acids)
Biological process (GO): monoatomic anion transmembrane transport
Cellular component (GO): mitochondrial outer membrane
Molecular function (GO): voltage-gated monoatomic anion channel activity
Source: RefSeq, a predicted model, not a curated record